Schizosaccharomyces japonicus yFS275 is the source of this 1499-nucleotide messenger RNA. RefSeq names its product TIM23 translocase complex subunit Tim23. Gene Ontology annotation, molecular function: transmembrane protein transporter activity; transmembrane transporter activity. The record is from RefSeq and is a predicted model, not a curated record. The coding region runs from base 229 to 828 and encodes 199 amino acids. Gene Ontology annotation, cellular component: mitochondrial inner membrane; TIM23 mitochondrial import inner membrane translocase complex. The transcript has a single exon. Gene Ontology annotation, biological process: protein import into mitochondrial matrix. Lineage: Eukaryota; Fungi; Ascomycota; Schizosaccharomycetes; Schizosaccharomycetales; Schizosaccharomycetaceae.
CUGUAAAUUACACCUAAGAAAAACAAAAAGAAACGAUCAUUCGUCUGCACGUCCUGGUCGUUGUAGUCUUAUCCAUUAUCGCUGAUGUUUCUGUGAGCUGAGUAUUAGUUAUCGUUGUCGACCCGUGGCUCCUCCAUCGCAUAUUUUAUCGCUAUCACCACCACGCUUUUCUGACCACCGUGUUCUGCCAAAAACACGACGUUUGGGAAGUAGUCGGUCGUCUGGAGAAUGUCUUGGCUGUUCACGAGAAAAUCAGAGGAGAAACAAAAACCGGAUGGGGAGCAUGAGGCGACAGCCUCUGAGCUUUUGUCUGGAACAGAGUUUGAUCCGGCCGUUCUGCAUCCACUGGCAAAUUUGGGAGGUUCGCUUGAUUAUUUAAACAUAGAGGAAGACACAUUGAGCAAUCUCCCUGGUGAUUCCCAUGCAAUUCCUUCCCGUGGUUGGCAGGAUGACUUAUGUUAUGGUACCGGUACCAUGUACCUUGGAGGUUUGGCAGUCGGUGGUCUUUGGGGACUUAAGGAGGGAUUAAAAAAGACAGAGAAUCUUCAGGUGAAAAAAUUGCGUGUGAACGGUAUUCUCAACAGUGUGACUCGUCGUGGUCCUUUUGUUGGAAAUUCAGCCGGUAUUCUGGCCAUGAUGUACAACAGCAUCAACUCGUUCAUCGGUUAUAAGCGUGGAAAACAUGAUUGGACCAACAGCGUUGCUGCUGGUGCCAUUACAGGAGCUGUUUUCAAGUCCACUCGUGGUGUUCGUGCUAUGGGUAUAAGUAGUGCCAUGAUCGCUGGUGCUGCUGGUGCUUGGUGCCUUUUGAAGCGUGCUUUUUCGUAAAGGAUCACUGUUAAUAGUCUCAAAAACGGCUUGACGACUUUGUGAGCCGACACCUAGAAUGGUUUCAUCAUAGAGGUGUCAACAUUCUUGUUGUUCCCUGUGUUGGUACGUGGGCUACAUUUACGCCUCUGUUAGCGUAAAUCUCUUACGAACAGUUGCUAUUAGACUUUUUUGUCAUCUUGCUCCGUAACACUGCUACCCGUACUGAUUCAAAACUCAAAUUUUCUUCUUUCUCUUAUGCACACGCACAGCGCACACUCUCACUUAUUCUUACACAUUCUCCCAAACAUUUCCCCCCUGUCCUUUCUUUCUCUUUUUGUUUUAUUUUUCCUCUCUCCGUCUCUCUUGUUUUCUACAGCUUGUGCAGAAAACAUGGAGUGAUGAAAAGUGUCUUUGACGAGAUAGAUUUUCCUGAACUGCCUUAAAUUCACAAAAAAUCGCUGCCAGUGUGUUAGAUCUGCUGCCACAGUGCUUGCAUUUGUUCUGCUUGAGAAUGUCUUUCUGUAUCGGCUUUCAUAAAUUUCACUUCUAGCCAAUUGCUCGGAUUUUUUGUAUAAAUUAAUCAAGGUUUUGUUACGGAAAAAUGGAUUUUAGUGAAAGGUUAUUUGAGGAGGUGUUAAUGAAAAUGUGUAUGGAUUUGUACGUAAUUUAUUUGAAAAAAAAGAAAAUAU